Messenger RNA from Ectocarpus siliculosus, 468 nucleotides. NCBI's taxonomy places the organism in Eukaryota, Phaeophyceae, Ectocarpales, Ectocarpaceae. The record is from the annotation of a GenBank genome assembly.
AUGUUUUCCUCUGCCGGCCAAGCUCACCGCAGGAGGUCCGACCAUAUUCGGGGCAACUUCAAUGCGGACCGAGCACACCAGCAGCAGAUAUCGAGGCGAAGAUACAACAACCAGAGCAGCUUGUUCGCGAGAAUACGACCCAUGCCAUCGCCGCUAGCGCCGCUAUUAGAGUGGCAAACGACAGCAGCAGCGGCAGAUGGGGAGAAAACAAACGAUCGUAGAGAUGCAGCACCCGCGGCUUUGUCAGGAUUUUGCGCCGCGGCUGCGGCAGCUGCUGCCACAAGCGCGAUCCGAAAGUCGCACUUCAGCCACGUGGUUGAACGCACAGACCGUUGGUGCUUGGAGAGAGAAGCGUUUAGGGUGAAGGUGCACGAACACGUUGGCCGGGAGUUGGCGAGGAUGGCUGCACAAGCUGCAGCCUCACUGGCGGUCGUUGCCGAAGCAGAGGAGAGAGGCAGCGUAAUUUAG